Lycium barbarum (goji berry) is the source of this 1287-nucleotide messenger RNA. RefSeq lists its product as uncharacterized. The transcript has 2 exons. The record is from RefSeq and is a predicted model, not a curated record. Lineage: Eukaryota; Viridiplantae; Streptophyta; Magnoliopsida; Solanales; Solanaceae. The coding region runs from base 1 to 1287 and encodes 428 amino acids.
AUGCCGCAUCCAACCAAUGAUGAUGAAACUUCCGACAUGCAUGAUGAUAUCGAUGGACUACUUUAUGAUACUUUUAGGAAUGUAGAAGGUGAUCUGCUUCAUGAAGGAGUGAGAGAGGGACCAUCUGAAGAUGCAAAGAGAUUUUUCAAAUUAGUUGACGAAGGGAAACAAGAGUUGUACCCAGGGUGUAAGAAUUUUUCUAAGUUGAGUUUCACCAUUCGGUUGUACUUGUUUAAAUGCAUUCAUGGGUUGAGUAAUGUAGCCUUUUCAGACUUAUUAGACUUGAUAAAAGAGGCAUUUCCAUUUGCUCAGCUACCCGAGUCUUUCAACAAGGCAAAAAAGGUGAUAAAAGAUUUGGGUCUUGGUUAUGAGAAAAUUCAUGCAUGCCCUAACGACUGUAUGCUAUUUUGGAAUGACAAUGCGAAGAUAGAUAAUUGCUCUGUGUGUGGUUCUUCUAGAUGGAAGAAUGUUCGUGAUGAUGUGACUAAUAAGAACACUAAAAUCCCAGCAAAGGUUUUAAGGUACUUCCCUUUAAAGCCUAGGCUUCAGAGGAUAUUUAUGUGUUCUGAAACAUCAGUAGCCAUGAGAUGGCAUGCUACUGAACGACCCAAAGAUGGGAAUUUAAGACAUCCUGCUGAUGGGGAUGCUUGGAAGAAUUUUGAUUCAUUGCACCCGGAUUUCUCUAAAGAUCCUCGUAAUGUUCGAUUGGGUCUUUCAAGUGAUGGUUUCAAUCCAUUCCGAACCAUGAGCAUUUCCCAUAGUACAUGGCCAGUUAUGUUAAUGAACUAUAAUUUUCCACCAUGGAUUUGCAUGAAGCCGGAGUAUAUAAUGUUGUCAAUGAUCAUUCCAGGUCCAUCGUCUCCUGGAAACGAUAUAGAUGUGUUCCUACAACCGCUAAUUGCAGAGUUGAAGGAACUAUGGGAAAUGGGAGUGGAAACAUAUGAUGCUGAAACUAACCAAACAUUUCUAAUGCGUGCAGCUUUAUUGUGGACAGUUAGUGAUUUUCCAGCACUAGCAAUGCUUUCCGGAUGGAGCACCAAGGGGAAAUGGGCAUGCCCCACCUAUGUUUACUUGGGUCAUCGAGCAUUUUUUCCUCCUGAUCAUCCAUUCCGAAGAGAUAAGAAAUCAUUUGAUGGUAAAGAGGAGCAUAAAGCUGUACCUACUCCCUUAUCACGCAUAGAAGUGCUUGAAGAGCUACGUGAAUUCAAUAAUGUCUUUGGGAAGGGCCGAAAGAAAAGGGCUCGGAAGAGUGAUGGUCCAUGGAAGAAAAGAUCCAUAUUUUUUUAA